AUGAUGGCCGAUACGCCCACUAACACCGGCCAGCAGGCCUCGGCCACGACAGACCCGACCGUCAUCCCGCAGUGGAAGAAGGAGCUGAUCCAGCGGCGCAAGAACCUGGCCAAGACGAUCGGUGCCGUCGCGACACAGGUGCACGAUUCGGCCUCGACGGUGGCCGCGGCCAUCUCGGCUGCCUCGUCACCGGUGCUGGCCCAUCCGCGCACCCCAACCGGGGCGUUCCCCGUCGGCAGCCCGUUCUAUGCCGGUGUCGCAACGAAAGCUACAUCGCCGACUUCCACCGGGUUCAUCGCCACGACGGUAGGUGUUCACUCGCCGAAUGAACACACCGGAGGAGGAUUGGUGGUCGGGUCGCACGGCUCGGUCGCGGCCAACGGAGUUCAGUCAAAUUCCAAUGCGGGUGCGGAACACAACGGUGGAAGUAGUAGCAGUGUCGCUGCUGCCGCCACUACAGCAUCGCGUCCCGUGAGCGCCGAGCAGCAACAGUCGCCGCAGCCCAUCGGCAGCAGCAGCAGCAAGCCUCCGUUUCUGGUCAGCGGCUCGGCAGCACUUUCCAACGGGCAGCAGCAGCAGCAACAACAGCAGGGGCUACUGAGGGACGGCGUCGCAGCCAGGAAGAUGGUCGCAGCCACGGCCACCGAGGAGAUCAUCGUCUACGAGAAGAGCGUGAUCAGUGAGGUCGACGGAGAGGAGCUUGGCGGCGGCGGCGGCGGCAGUGUCGGUCAGUUUGGGCUCGGUGAUGAGGAGCUAAAGUACGGCCCGGGGAUCGUGUCGCGGCUGCGCUGCCGCUAUCUGAGCCUGGCCCUGCGCCAGUCGGUCACCAAGCAGCGGCCGUCGCUGAAUAGUAUGCGCCGCGCGACCAGCCUCAACAAUCUGCUGGACGAGGAAAGCGAGGACCUAAGCGAGCGCGAACAGUCGAUCGGCAGCGAAGGCUGCGGCGGGCCAGGCGGGGCACACGGUGGUCAGCAGCAGCAGCAACAGAAGAAGUACCACACGCAGAGCUAUCACCACACCCAGCACCAGCAGCAGCAGCAUCUCUACGCGAACGGCAACAACCAUCAUAACCAUCUGAUCCACAACCAGCCGCCUCAUCAUCCGCAGCAGCAGCAGCAGCCGCUCGGACCAACGGUAGUUCUGCAGCCAGCAGCGGCGGCGGCAGCAGGGGGCUAUCAGAAGAAGCAACCGUGGCACUACAACCAGCCCGCUUCGGAGGAGCAGCAGGCGGCGGCGACGGCGGUGGUGGUCAGUAAGGCGGCGGCACCGUUUCUGCGCGGAGUGCAAAACAGUUAUACGCGCGCGAGCCGUCAGGUGGAGAAGAAGAACGACUACAAUCGCUACACCAAGCACCACCGGGGCGGCAGCGGCGGCGCGGACUCGGUGCUGCUGAAGCGUGCCCGCUCAGUCGAGGCCCUGGUGCGCUACGAUCACAAGGCCUGGGAGCGGGACGUCACCGGGACGACGAGGACAUCGACGGCGGCCACGGCUGCGACGGCCGCGGCAGCGGCCACACCAGCAACAACAACACCGAUCGUCCCGUCGUCCGUCGUCGAGACGGACAGCAAUGUGAUCAUCUUGGACGAGAUCGCUCCAACGACGACGACCACUGCGGCAGCGACGCCGAACGGAGGCUCGAUCCCCGCCGAGCACCAUCAUCAUCAUCAUCACGGAAGCAACGGUAUUUCUUCGAGCGCGGCGGCCCCAAUCAUCGGCACCUCGCCGACGACGACGAUGAUGAUGAACGGUGGCGGUGGCGGCGGGCGCAUGGCGGUCGAUCUGCUGGUCAGCAGCGAUUGCGUGACGAUCGAGGAGAAGAUCAUCAAUGGGCGCGAGAAGGGCGAUCCGAAGCCGAAGCGGCUGACCUCGUUUAUCGAUGCCGACGAGCGGCCACCGCCGGACGUGGUCAAGCAGACGAUGAAGAUCUUCGAGGCGAACGCGAACCGGCGAGGUCUUGCAGCGUCCCAACGGAUUCCGACGGCACCGGUGGCGACGACGGUGAUGGCACCGGCGCCGGGCGAGGUGGCCACGAAAGUGGCCAGCUACCGAUCGAUCAUUAUCGCCACACCGGCACCGGUGCCGGUGGCGGUCACCGAGAAGCCGCCCAUCACGCACCCGAAGCCACCGCUCAGUCCGAAAAAGCCAAACAUUAAGCCGCGCACCGCUAGUCCGAAGCAUCAGCAGCAGGCCCCGGCCCCGCCGAUCGUGGUCGUCUCGCCCCAGGCAGUUACGGCGAAGCCACCGCCGACUCCGAAAUCGCUCGAAGCGGUCAACAAUCUGAAGAACGCCGCGAUCGGCGCCGGCACUGUGCUGCGAAACGGUGGACCCGCGCCCGCACCCGUUAACCAGCCUCAUCCGGCGGGAACGGAUCCGCCGUCGCCCCUUGCCGUGACCCCUCCGUCGCCGCCGGCACGCAUCGCGACCCGCGAACCCGAACCUCCGCGAAAACCGAACAGCGGCGUCGUCGCCGCGGCCGCGUCACUACUCAAGAACGGCAGCGGCGGUGGCGGUGGCGGUGGCGGUGAUCACCACCACAACGACCACGAGAACGGCGGCCAGAACCAACACACGCACGUCGUUAGCUCCAGUACGGCACCACCGCCGCCGUCAACCCUUUUGGUCCGCCCGUUGUCGUCGUCGCCUUCGCCGUCGUCGGGCGGUAUUUGCGAGUCGCCUUCCCUGCAGCAGCUCACGGGCCAGCUCGCCAGUCUACAUCUGGCGACCUCUACGCCGACAGGAGCGCCGAGUAACGGAACGGAACGGAACAGCAACGGAACGUCCCCGACGACGGCGACGGUUGGUGAUCGCCGUAACCUUGAGUACGUGACGAGCGAGGAGGACGACGACGACGACAGUGGCGACGGCGACGGCGAAGGGCGCCGCACGGAGUACACGGUCAAUCCGAGCGAAUCGAGCGAAGAGGACAUCGCUGUCCUGGGUGGAUCGGGUUCGAAAGACGUCCGCGACGGCGCUGGCUAUCGAUCGCAAGCGCCGCUAAGUAACAGCGAAAACGACGCCGACGACGACGAGGACGAGGAGGAGGAGGAGGUCGGUGGCCAGGAUCGAUCGGUUCGGAAGGUAUCGCGCACCGCGAUGGAGAACAUUGCCCGGGCCGGCACCACGACGCAGUUCCGGUUUAAUGGAGCGACCAAAUCGUACCUUCCGGGGGCCGGCGGGGGUACCGGGGCCGGGGGCAGCAGCACGGUAAGUGGCAAAGCCCCGGCCCCACCGAUUCCGAUUGCUCGCGAGAGCCUGCUGAACGCUAAGCCUGGGGCGGCGGCGCCGGCGAACGAGGUCACCGGAGUGUCAACCGGAAGUGGUGGUGCUCGUGGUGGUGGAGCGAGUUCGAACGCCUCAAAAAGUGACGUCGCCGUCGGUGGUGGUAGUGUGGAUGCUGCUACCGGUGGCAGUAGUGGUGGUGUGGUUCGGGCGCCCGAAGCGCCACUGACCCGGCGGGAGAUCGAGAAGAAUCAAAUCAAUCGCGAGCGAAGUGGCGAGCCCGGUGCUGCCACAACCAACAACAGCAACAACAACAACGGUGGUGUGCAUAAUAAUAGCAAUAGUGGUAAUGGCAAGAUGAAGAUGAUGAUGAUGACGAGCGGUGUUGGUGCGAGUGUGGAGAAGUCAAAAGCGGCCACCACCGAACCACCGCGGCUCGGUGGUGCCGGCAGUGGCAGUGGCAGUGCGGUGACCGACAACAGUACGUCCUCUUUCGUGGCCAAAUGGGGAACGGCGAAUUCGCCGGCCGCUCCAGCCGCCGCCCAGUCUCCCCAGACGGUGGCGACAGCGGCGGUGGCGCCAGCUGCGACGACGACGCCAGCGAUCCGAAAGAAACCGAAACCUCCGCCAAGCCAGCAGCAGGAGGCCAGCAACACGAUGGUGUUCAACUUUAGCGACCGCAAGGACGUCCCGGAUUACAUCGAAAACGAUGGUGUCAUCAUCCGGCCACGCCCGAGAGAGCUACCGAAGCCCGGCGAGUCCGGCUUCGUGGUGCUGGGCGACCUGACGCUGGAAACCUCGACGGAUCCGGACGACGCGUGGGCCAUGGGACCGCCGUCGCCGUGCAACGGUGAAUUCGCCAACGCGUACAUCGUCAUCAAUGGCAAAUCGAGCAUGAGAAACAAGACUAGUAGAAGUAACAAGUUCAAAAUCCAAUUCGAUGAUUCGCUAACCUCGACCUACGAGUAUCCUUCCGAAACGUCCCUGCUGGAGACGAACGGUUUCAACGACGCCGACAGCGGCAGCGGCCCGGACAACUUCGGUGGUGCCGCCGCGGACAGCGGACUCCUUUCGCACACCAACAAACUCCUUUCAUCGGUGCCACUCGGUUCUGCACCGUUCGCUAGUUACACCCCAGUAAAAGCCGCCAUAGACACGACCUUCGAGCUCGGCGUAACGCGCACGCCCUCCCCAUCGGCGGCCAGCACCGCCAGCAGCACCGGUUCCUCGAACGGGAGCACGAGCAGCAGCCGCAGCGGCAGCAGCAGCAACAACAGUAGUCAUCAACAACAUUCUGCGACAUCGCACAGCGACUCGCACUAUCUUCAGCAUUCCCUAUCCGGUGCCACCAUUCCCUAUCCGGCUGCUGUUGCUGCCACUGCCGCUGCCACUAUCAACGGCAACGGAUACGGCCCGGGGCCACAGCUGCUGGACCGACCGAGCAACAACAACGGUGGCAAUAGUCUACACAGCAACGGCCACCACGGGGACGCGGUUACGAGCGCCACCGCUCGGCUACUGAAUGGAGACGCAACGACGCUGUGCGGCACCGGCGAACCAGAAAGCAUUCAGUACCUCAAGCCAGCCUCCGACGAGCAGACGGUCAACUGGAGCCAAGGGACCCGUGUAACGGACCUGCUUUUCUAAUCCGCGCACCGGGCUGCGAAAGCGAAAGACACAUUGUACAGUUUACAAACACAUAGCGAUAACGAACGAGAAAAUUAUGCCCGCUGCCGUUGACCACAGUUCCAAAACGGCCCCAAUGUUUCCCCCUUUCUUUUCCCAUUUUGUUUUUGCGGUUCGAAGAACCAUCGGUUCGAGCGAUUGCGCAGCAAUCGCGAUCGCGAUCGAUCAUUAAUGUUGGAUGUGACAAAAUAGAAUAUCCUUUUUUUUGUGUAGCUGGUCAGCGCAACGGGACGGCAUGCUUUUGAAUUGAACGUCCGUUUUGCUCUGAAUAACGCUUACCGUAAAUUGUUGGACAUACUGGCGUCGUGAGUGGAACAUAAAAAACUGGACUUGCGAAGUGCGAGUUACUCUGCGACGACUGCGAGCCAUUGUUUGUUUGUACUUUAGGUUGCAUCAGAUUUUCUUCGGAGCAGACAUUUUAUGAAUUUAUGAAAUAAAGCCUCAAACUCUAAUAAGCCAUGGGUGUGCACGCAGGACGCUUGCUUGCAACACGACGACGACGCCCGGUGAUCGAUCUUCCCGGAGUCUACUACGGAGCGAAAGCAAACAUUCCCCCGGAACCAACGCGCGCGAGAAGGGCCCGAGUUUCGCCUGAGUUUCUUUGUCGUCGUCCUUUUUUAUUGUUGUGUAGCCCGGAUCACGGAGAAUGUGAAGAAGCAACCGCAGUUCUACUAAUAUUGUGAUUUGAUAUAACCGCCGGAGUUAGAAGCCUGGCAAACUAUUUAAAGGAGAAGCGAUCGGCGGUGUGAUAGAACCUGUAAAUCCAAACCCCAAAAGUGGAUAACGAUGGCACAGAAUAGCACGACAGACAGAUUAAGACGGAGUGCAAAAUCGUGUGCAACAUUUAGCGCUGGCAAAGGUAGAAACAAGCAUUACUGCUAUUAUCAUUACUCUUAUUAAUGCUAUCAUUAUAUUAAAAUAAUUAUUACGGCGACCGCGCCGCCCCCCUUAUACAGAGCAACGCGAGCGCCGUCGUGAGCCUAGAGUGUAAGGUUUUUGUCUUUUUAAGGAAUUUGAAUUGUAUAGAGGUAUGAAAUCGAGUUGAAAACGGGAACGGAGAACGGAUGGAUCGGCCGGAGUGGACUAACCGAGGGCCGAAGAGCGCUCUGCUGCUAACAAAUUGACCAUGAUGUGUGGAGUGGACGGACCAAGAAAAGCCGACCGAAUUUUUUACGAGGAUCGAUCGCCAAUCGAAAUUCGGAUCCGAUGAUUAUCAGGGCCGGCGAAGCGCGAUAUGGGUUGGUUCCAUGCGUGUGGUUGGAACCAUUUUUUUAGCUUUUAAACAUAUUUCGUAACUCCAGACUGCCACCAGCAGCAGGUACGCCGGCGUAGUCACGGCGUAGCAAAAGACAGUUAUAACUACUACUGAACACAUUUAAACACAAUUUGAGUGGCCGAUUAGUGAGUAAGGAUGGCGGCGUGCACGCGCACGUUGCGCGCCAAUGUGAUUAUGCUUAAGAAUUUGGCAACAUGUUUUAAGAACAGGAUCCGGCGGAUCGGCGAUCGGCGAUCAUACAGCACGGCGUCGUGUGUGAGGGGGCGCAAAGCGCUAAAGAGUGGCGCCAAUGUGCCCGCAUCAGCCCAUCUCAAACUGCCUCGAGUUAGUGCCAGUGCCGUAGUAGUUGUGGAUGAUGGCCGUCCCCCGCGCCUUGUACACCAAUUCCUUCGCUUUCUUCGUGCAGAUUGUGCCCCUUUCGCUUCGCGACACAAUCCGCCAUCGCGUAGGCUGCUUCCUCCAUGACAGUCGCUGGCUUUUCUGUAGCGGGCUGUCUAGAAUUCCCUUAAACAGCCCAUCCGGCAGGAGUCGGUGGGAGUUCCAUUUGUUGUGCCGGAGCCGGGAAGAGGGAUAGUGUUUUUGCUCUAGUUUCCAAACUCACCGUUUCCAAAACCGUUCAUUACGUAUUUUUUAUACAUAUACAUGCAUAUAAAACGUAUACAAAAUAAA
This is a messenger RNA of Anopheles cruzii, 6850 nucleotides long. It is a transcript of the gene bif, whose product is annotated as nuclear pore complex protein DDB_G0274915. Gene Ontology annotation, biological process: neuronal signal transduction; chemotaxis. The transcript has 6 exons. The record is from RefSeq and is a predicted model, not a curated record. Lineage: Eukaryota; Metazoa; Arthropoda; Insecta; Diptera; Culicidae. Gene Ontology annotation, cellular component: nuclear membrane; rough endoplasmic reticulum membrane. The coding region runs from base 1 to 4866 and encodes 1621 amino acids. Gene Ontology annotation, molecular function: microtubule binding.